Molecule: messenger RNA, 2452 nt
Organism: Triplophysa rosa
Lineage: Eukaryota; Metazoa; Chordata; Actinopteri; Cypriniformes; Nemacheilidae
Product: single-strand selective monofunctional uracil DNA glycosylase-like
Exons: 2
Coding region: 669-1352 (227 amino acids)
Biological process (GO): base-excision repair
Molecular function (GO): oxidized pyrimidine nucleobase lesion DNA N-glycosylase activity; single-strand selective uracil DNA N-glycosylase activity
Source: RefSeq, a predicted model, not a curated record
GGCAAGGAACCAAAACUCCACUAUAGAUGUACAUGUGUAUAAGAGUGGAGAAAAAAAAUCUUGUGAGAGGCCAGACUCAACCGGGAGAGCAAGUUCUCCUCUGGCAUAUUAAAAUAGCACUGCUGCAACUACAGAGAGAAAAAUUACUGAAACUGUGAGAUUCGUCGGAAAUAGUUCACCGAGCUGGUUGGUGAAAAGAGGAAAGAACUAUUGAGGAUAGUAAAAAGAGAUAUUUAGGUCUGAUUUUGGUGAUUUGAAUAGCCCUGUAAUAUAGUAAACAAUUUAUUUUUGUUGCACAUCAUAGAUUAAUGAAGAUUUGGGUAACAUAACAGUGCCAACAUGGCAGUAGCAGUACUACACCCAUAUACAUAACUGCAUCAACAAAUUAGGUACUUACUGCAAGAGGUACAAGUACAGAGUCAUAGCAAGCACACCAUAGUUGGUGACUUAUUAUUCAUGCAACAUCCAGCCAACAAUAUGUGCGAAUGAGUUCAUUAUGAAAUCUCUCCUUUUAUAGGUUGGAACAGGGAGAUAUACUUCAGAGAGAGGAGUCACAGGGAAAAGAUCCUGCAGGUCUGCCUGGACCGUCUACUGACAGAUGUAUUAGUAGCUCUACAACGGCUUCAAGGUUCCUGCAGGUUGAACUGGAAUUGAACGCAAGGUUACGGAUGAUGUCCUUUGGAAAACCAGUGCGGUACACAUACAACCCGCUUGAGUAUGCCUGGGACACACAUCAGUGUUAUGUGGACACAUACUGUCGAGGAGGGCAGAGUAUUCUCUUUUUGGGCAUGAACCCAGGGCCUUUUGGCAUGGCACAAACAGGGGUUCCAUUUGGUGAGGUAAAAGCAGUUCGUAAUUGGUUGAAGAUCACUGGAAGGGUUGGACGGCCAGCUGAUGAGCAUCCCAAACGACGAAUCACAGGCCUUGACUGUACUCAGAGUGAAGUGAGUGGAGCCCGUUUCUGGGGAUUUUUUCAAGAGCUUUGCGGUGAGCCACACAACUUUUUCCGCCACUGUUUUGUGCACAACUUGUGCCCUCUCAUCUUCAUGAAUGAUUCAGGCAAGAACCUAACACCACCGGAACUUCCCAUUGUGCAACGUGAUGCUCUUUUAUCCUGUUGUGAUGAUGCUCUUUGUCAGGUUGUCACUGCGUUGGGUGUAUCCUUGGUUAUUGGAGUGGGCAAAGUUUCUGAGCAGCGAGCUCGGCGGGCUCUGGCAGAAGCUGGUAUCAAGGUGCGAGUGGAGGGUAUUAUGCAUCCAUCCCCAAGAAAUCCAUUGGCAAAUAAGGGUUGGGCGAACAUAGUCAGGGCUAAACUGGAGGAACUGGGACUUUUGAGUUUGCUCACCGGAUGACAAUUCUUACAUUAUAAUCACCCAGCAGUGCUUUGUAACUCCACAAUAUCCAUUGUUAUGACGCUAUGUACUCUCUUCAAUGAGACACUGAUUGUUGUUUUGUAUUUUUAUGUAUUUUUACAUGUGUCUUUGUUGGCCAUUUUGAAUGUGCAUAUUAUGUUAUGCAUUUGUUGAUGUUUAUUCUAUUUUGCCAUUAUUAAAAUAUGUAUGUGUUCCUGACAGCUCACUUGGUUGAGCCUUGCCUUAGCAGAGCAAAGGUCCAAGGCCCCUUAUUUAUAAACGUUGCGCACACACAAAUUGGGCUUAGAAAUGUACGCACACAAUUUUCAAUGUACAGAUCAGGAGUAAACACUUGCAGUAAACAAGUGUGAGCCGUAUGGACACUUUAGACUCUUUAAAGGGGCCCUUUUAUGAAAAUCAGACUAUUGCCGUGUUUAAGUGCUAUUAUCGGGUCUCUGGUGCAUCUACCAACUCAGAAAACAUAAAAAAUAACAACUCAGUAACUUUGCUUUGAUGAGCCUAUCUCUGCAAGCCUGUAAGAAAAUAAGCAGAUCAAAUUUCACACCCUUUCUGACAGUAGGUAGUGGUUGUGUAAAAGUAGGUAAAACCGGGGGGAUCUGUUGGUUAAGGUCCAAAUUUCAUUUUCAUUGCAGCUUUAAAAGGCUCUACAGGACACCAGCCGAUAAGUUAGGGUGUUGUCUGGCAAAACGAUUGGUCAUUUUCCAAGAAAACAAGAAUUAUUAUCAGUUAGUUUAGUCAAUGUAUGAAAAAAUCCAAUAAUACCAUAUAUUCUGUAUAUUUCAUAAUUGUCUUAUUCUUAUGAUUUUUCCUUUUGCUAUAGAAAUAGAUUUGAAUUGAACAACCUGAAAUUUGAAUUGAAAACACUGUAUUGCUUAAAUUCACUGUAUUUUGCUUUGUAUAAGUGUCUGGCAAAUACAUUAAUUUAAAUCUAUAGUGCAAAUAAUUUGUCGUAUAGACUCAUGAACAUGACAAAAUGUCGAAGUCUGUCUGUAGAUCUUUGUUUACUGCUGGUUUAAUUCUGCAUGGAAGACACAAAUGUUGAAUAGAAUAAUGUCAAUAAAUUCUACCUCUUAUUUGGU